Photinus pyralis (common eastern firefly) is the source of this 4213-nucleotide messenger RNA. RefSeq lists its product as uncharacterized. The record is from RefSeq and is a predicted model, not a curated record. The coding region runs from base 392 to 4165 and encodes 1257 amino acids. The transcript is spliced from 3 exons. Lineage: Eukaryota; Metazoa; Arthropoda; Insecta; Coleoptera; Lampyridae.
CUUUGUACGGUUGAAAUGCCGCUGUGCUGUCGUUAGAUCACAAAGGAUUGCCCUUAACAAUGUUUGUAGGUAGUGUCGUACGUAAAUUAUUUUAAUACUUUUCUUUAGAUACCUAUUAUAAAUAGGUAUAUAUGUUCCAGCGUUUUCUGUGGUUUUUGCAAUAACUAUCGGCGGCCGAUAUAUCGGCCAAAUAGAUCGAUACCGAUUAUCGGUAUGUUGGUCGACAUGGCCGAUAGGCCGAUACGUAUAUCGGUAUCGGUCGAUCCCUAGUAGAAACAGUACUGUAUGUGUAUUACAAUUUAUAGUAGACAAUACUAUUUGUAAUUAAAUCAUUUCUUCAUUCAUGGGAAAAUUCCAUUUUUAAGCGUAUUAUACAAUUAUACAUAAAUUAAUGUCCUGUAUCUUACAGAGCCAUGAAUCAGAUUGUUAUAAAAAUGAUGCUCCAAAUGAUGCGUCUCCGCCAGAAAGGUUGAACCCAAAAAGUAUCCCAAGAAGAAGAGGUAGGCCACCUACUGUAGAUGCCGACAAGCUUAGAGAAAUUGCACGAAAUGAGGCAGCUGUGGUGGUAUUAAACGGAAAAAUAUUGCCAAGAUCCAAUGCAGUGUGGGCUGAGCUGAUACUCAAAUACAAAGUAACAAUGUCAUUAAAAGGUUUUCACAACGCAUUUCACGAAUGCAGAUAUGGAAUUGGAGACAUCUUGGGUUUGAAAAAAAAUCACGUUUAUAGACCGCCUUGUAUAGAAGAACUAUCUGAAGAAUCAAGCACUUCCCAGGAAAACGAAGAAGUGGAUGCCAAUCACUACCGCGAUUUUUUCAUUUCAAUACCUGCGGAAAAAUGGGCUUUCAUUGCACCCACUACAGUACACGAAAAGUCUAGAGAUAUGGACAGGCUACGACGAGGCGUUUGGACUGAUGUUAUCGCCGAUAUGAUAAUAGAAAAAAAGCGAAUAUAUUGUUGUUGGAGUUUCAAGAACCAUCAAGUGGCAAAAACAAAUAACGCUAAAAAAUAUUUAGUAUUCAGCGCAAGAUGUGUAGACUGCGGAGCGUGGUUAGAAGGAAGCGUUGAUGAAAAACCACAUGAUGGUACAAACGUUAUUGUUAACAUUACAAUAAAGGAAGGUGAUUUAAGCAUGAAGCAUACAACUAGAAGACAACUCAAAUCCGUUAAACGAACAGAAAAAGUUAACCAAAUGAUUGUCCGCAAAGAAGCUCCAAGCAAAACUCGCAACGAUGAUGCGAGUAACUUAAUGCGACACGGAGAACUGGAACCACCAAAUUUGCCAAGGUUAGGGGUAUACUCAAAAGCACUUUCCGAGAGGAUUACGGGUCAACGUUUACACAAAGAUCCAAUGAUUGCUGUCCAUAGACUUCAGUAUCUUCAGCCUAUUGGAUUAAUGAUACACGAGGUAGGAUUUGAAUUCGUUCACUUUUGGACCGCUGAACAACAGACAGUGUUCAAUGCAUGUCAUAGCAAAGGUCAUUCUAAAUUGUCAAUAGACGCCAGCGGUAAAUUUGUACACAAACUUCCUCGCCCGGGAGGAACAUUAUCUGGCCAUUUUUUCCUUUAUAUAAUGGUGAUAAAUAUACCAGGGAAAGGUAAAUCUCAAAUUCCAGUUGCCCAAAUGCUUUCUGCUAGACACAAUGCUGUAGCUAUUCAGUACUGGAUGAUGGAAUUUAUCCGUCUCGGCGCUGCUGUACCAAAGGAAGUUGUGACUGAUGACAGUGGGGCAUUAGUGAGUGCUGUUUGUAGAGCUUUUGCUAAAAUGCCCGAUACAGAAUCUUACAUUAAUAAAUGCUUUCAAUUUCUCCAAGGAGAAAUUUCUCAAUCAGAUAUGCCCGCUUGUUAUGUAAGAUUAGAUGUAGCGCAUAUAUUAAAGGCCGUCGGUGGAUGGAAAGAACUAGAUAAAAAUAGAACGCCGCGUUUAGUUCGUAGGUUUUAUCUAAAGGGCGUAGGACUUCUUGUAGAUACAUGCACAAUAGAAGCCGCAGCUGAAAUUAUGAAAGCUAUCCUCACAGUAGCUCUUAGUGAACGUGAAGGGGUGUCGGUUCUGACAGGAGAAAACACGCCUUCAGAUGAAAAAAAAAUGUUUCUUAAGAAUACCUAUCGAACUGCAGGAUUGCCGGAAACAUUCAACGCCAUCGAGGAAAUACUGGGAACAACAGAUCCGUAUCAAUCCGAAUAUGACGCCUCAAUUCGAGAAGAAACAAGACCAAUCUCUCCACUGCUUAUUGACGAUGCAAACGUAGAAGACAUGGCCGCAACAGGAAAGGCCUGGGUAAAAGAUAUUGAAAGCGCUAGCAGAGAUUUGGUGCAACAAAGCGCGGAUGGUGAUCGAGACAAUAUGAUGUUCCUGCCUCGGGUGGUUAAACCUCUUUUACAUCUUUUUUCUCGUUUUCCACUAUGGUCAAAAGUUAUGAAUGACUACUUUAGAGUAGACAGUCGACCAUCAUCAGCUGGCGUAGAAAGCACCUACAACGAUUUAAAAACACGAAAAUUACAACUUCCAAUGAGAAUAGAUAAUUUUUUAAUAGAAUAUUACAAAUACAUUGACGGGGCAGUAAAACUUGCUGGUGCGACCGACUUUGUUCAAGAAACAGAUAAAAUUAUCAACUCAAACGAUGGACAGCCUCCAAAUAUUAAUUUGCUAGAAGAAAUAGUAAGUUUACCUUCGGCAAGCAAAAAUAUAUCUUCAUAUUCACCAAACAAUGAAAAUACCUCAGAGUACGCAUUUUGUUCUCAAACAUCUAACCUUCUUACUUGCUCUUUGUGUUUGGAAGGAAAUCUACCUGGAGGUGCUCACGUUUGCGUGAACUGUAAGAAAGCCAUCCAUAAUCUUGAUUUCUGCUCCGUUCCCGUAAACACUAAUGGUGAAGAUGAAGGCUACGGUCAAAGGAGACGUUGUAUUCAGUGCAACGCGAAGUUGAUUAGCGCUCCAAAUGUUAGUUCAAGUUCCACUGCAAGAGAAAAAACGUUUGAAAAAUUACUCACGGAAUCUAAUCCUUCUGCACCGUAUCUUAUUGAUCGAUUAGAUAAUGUGGUUUUAUCCCCCAAACACCAAGCCAUAAUUAAAGAAUCGAGAGAAACUGAACACUGGAAGGGUUUAGGUGGGUCUCCAAAAACGAAGAGGAAGGCGAGAUACUUAGGCCCGUGUCCUGAAUGGGCUACAAUUGAGGAAAGCAACGUGAGAAAUGCUCCAAAGGUAGGGUUUUUAAGAAAUGGUGGCCUCAUAUCUGCAAAACCUAAAAGGUCUAGUGGAAAAAUAAUGCAACUUAAAAACACGUGUGCAUUCGAUAGCAUUGUCCAAGUUUUAGCUUGUAUUUAUGUAGACAGUUUAAAAGUUAGGGAUUGUUUUGAGUCUAUGGAGAACCCUUGUGAAGUGCUUCGUCUUGCGCAGUACCUUGCACAAACGUCAAGAGCAGGUCUUCAGGCUACUAACAUGCGUUCCUCUAUUUUGACGCAAGCAUUCCCUGGCAAAGAACUUGUAGGUGGAGUUAUUUCGCACGAUUGUGUAACUACUGCUGCACAUAUGUACACAGUAACAAACUGUCCCGAAAGUUUUACCGAACAUAUACAUUGUCCUUCGCCCUAUUGUCCAGAACCAAACAUCAAUAAGAAGUACCAUAUAGUACGUAUAGACCCCGAAGGGUUAGGUGAGCUGGGAUUAAAGAACUUGCAGGAUGCAAUCCAACAAAUAGUUCCUGGUCAAAUAUGCAGCAAAAAACUUUUGACGGAAGUUCCACAAAACUGGUAUAAUUCUGAUGUUUAUACAGAUCCAGAAACCAAAGAAGACAAAGUAAACUAUUACUGCUCUGGAGUAAUAGAGAGGACCUACACUCCGUCUUCAUUGCUGUUUAUGGAAAUCUUGUCGACAAAUGAAAAUAAGCGAAGCCCUAAUGCACAAUUUCAGGACGUUGGCACGGAAGAACUAAUUCGUUGUCUUCUGUCUUCUAUACCUCCUGUGAUCUCGUUCCACAAAUCAACCUAUCGAUUACGAGGGGUAAUUAAUUAUAAAGCCCCUAUCAUUGCAAGUGAUGAUGGACAUUACAUAGGGUAUAGUCUAAGGUGUGAUGGUACGUGGGAGGUGUUCGACGAUCUCAAAACUAAAGUGUCCAGAGCAAGCGGCGACACCUCUGUGUCACCUCACUCUUUAAUAUAUUCGUGGUAGCGCAUAACAACGAAGUAUCUACCGGGUAUAUUUAUUUAAACAAUGAUU